Paramuricea clavata is the source of this 975-nucleotide messenger RNA. NCBI's taxonomy places the organism in Eukaryota, Metazoa, Cnidaria, Anthozoa, Malacalcyonacea, Plexauridae. The record is from the annotation of a GenBank genome assembly.
AUGCCGAAACCCUCGAAAAAGAGGCGAUUUCGUGGCCAAAGAUGGGAUAGUUCUGUACCUGUUUCAAAUUCAAGCAACAGCAAUCUUUCAUCUCCAUGUGCGUCUACACCAGCGAUUGAAACAGCUUCAAUGCGAAAGAUUACCAGUCAAAAUACUGAAAGAAGCGAAGAUGUCGAUGGUGCAUACAGCUAUAGACUGAUCGAAUUGUCAAAUUUAGUAAGUGCUUUUCAGCCUUUACACGAAUGUGAAUUUGGAGGAGAGUUGAAAGUUGGUGAUGACGAGGCUCGUAGGUAUGGAAAUAGCUCGGUUAUCAACAUAGAAUGCUCUAAAUGCGAAGUCAAGAUUGAGCGUCAAACGUCUGGAAACAAGAGCCAGGCAUGGAAACCUCAAAAUGCCAUGCACACUAAUAGGCGAAUGGUUUACUCCUCAAUGGAAAUGGGAGUAGGAAGAGAGGGAAUGUCUGUGUUGUGCGACGUUUUCAAUAUGCCUCCUCCUUGCCAUCAUAAAGCUUGAGACAACCAUGUGGCUGCACUGUAUGAGGCACACAAACAAGCUGUUGCAGAACAGUUACAGAAGGCAAGAGAUAAAGUUUUUGCACGCCAUAGUUCUGACGAAACAGAUGUUGCAGAGAUCGCAGUUAGUUAUGAUGGCACAUGGUCGAAACGGGGAUAUACAGCAAAUUUCGGGGUUGGUUUUGUUAUCUCUGUUGAGACCGGUGAGGUACUUGACUUUGAUUUUGAGUCGAAGUUGUGCAAAGAGUGCGAAACUACAAAAAGAGACCUGGGUGAAGAUUCAUGUGAGUUUGACAUCUGGUAUGGUGGUCAUAAAGAUCAGUGCACUCAAACUCACACUGGUUCGAGUGGAUCUAUGGAGUGCUCAAUAGCCAAAAAGAUAUGGGACAGGUCUAAGGACAGAAAUUUACAAUACAAAUUUAUGACCUGUGAUGGGGAUAGCAAAGCAUAUGGAAGUAUCUGA